UCUCUCUCUCUCUCUCUCCCCUCCAUUUGUUUCGGUCCCUUUCUGUACGCGAUCUCUACACAGACUCGCAAAUCGCAAUUCGCAAAAUCCUCUUCAAAAUCUCCCCCACUUUAUUCCUCCCAACACAUUCCUUCACGUAUCUAGGGUUUUGAUUUCACUUCCGUGUAGCUGUUUACUUCAGAUUCGGAGCGCUGCAACUUGAUCUUUCGGCAAUCGAUCAGUGUCUCUCAGCUCGGGGUUUCUUUAGCUUGAGGCUUUGCUGAUAUACAUACUGUGAACAAGAAGUUCUGAGAACACAGUAAACCAAAGCGAGCAUUCAAUUCUUUCUGCUGGUUUUGCUCAUCCAUGCUCCAGUUUAAAGCUUGCUCGGUCCUCCUAGGCAUUGUGUAUUUGCUUUUGUAUUUGCUCCGGACUUAGCUGUGGCUAAAAGAUAAUUGUCAAUGUCUUUUCAGUGACAUCACGUGGAGGCUCUAAAUUCUAAGUUAAGUGUACAUGGAUGGGUUUGAUUUCCUUAAACUAGCUUGCCACCGUGACUAGCAUCGUAGUGCAAGGAUGCCUCCGUGGUGGGGGAAGUCAUCCUCCAAGGACGCUAAGAAGAAAACUAACAAGGAGAGUUUCAUUGGUACAUUUCAUCGCAAAAUCAAAAAUCCUUCUGAUGGAAAAGCGAACAUCAGAUCAGGAGGAUCACGUAGACAUUGUGACACAGCCUCAGAGAAGGGAUCAUUAUCUCGAGCAGAAUCGCGAUCACCUUCUCCUACGAAGGCAGUUUCCAGAUGUCAAAGUUUUGCUGAAAGGCCACUUGCUCAGCCACUUCCACUUCCUGGUCCUCACCCUGCAACUGUAGGUCGUACAGAUUCUGGGAUCAGUGUUCCAAAACUUCGGUCAGAUAAAGGCCCCAAACUGUUUCUACCUCUCCCCAGACCUGCAUGUAUACGGAGCAAGGCAAAUCAUGCUGAAUUAGAUGGAGACUUGGUUACCGCUUCAGUUUCCAGUGAGGGCUCCAUUGAUAGUGAGGAUCCGGUGGACUCCCGGCAGCCUAGUCCCUGUGCGACUGACUGUGAUAAUGGGACCAGAACUACUGCGUGCAGUCCUUCCAGAUUGAUAUUCAAGGAUCAGAAGCCUACUGUCGCCCAUAUAAGUCCAAGAGAAGCCAGAAGACCAGCUAACCUUUUGCUCAGCAAUCAUGUUUCCCCUGCAUCACCCAAGCAGAGACCUUUAAACAGUCAUUUGCCAAAUCUGCAACUUCCAUACUCCGGGACUUUAUAUAGUGCUCCAGACAGCUCCAUGUCCAGUCCUUCCAGAAGCCCAUUGAGAGCGUUUGGCACUGAUCAAGUUGUGAAUUCAGCUUUCUGGUCGGGAAAGCAUUAUACAGAUAUUACGCUACUCGGCCCUGGCUCUGGCCAGUGUUCCAGUCCAGGUUCUGGUCACAACUCUGGACACAAUUCUAUGGGAGGUGACAUGUCAGGACAGUUGUUUUGGCAGCAAAGCAGGGGCAGCCCCGAGUAUUCUCCCAUACCGAGUCCACGGAUGGCUAGUCCUGGGCCUAGCUCUCGUAUUCAUAGUGGUGCUGUAACACCUACACAUCCCAGGGCAGGAGGGUUGUCCAUUGAGCCACAGACAACCUGGCCUGAUGAUGGGAAACAACAAAGUCAUCGGCUGCCUCUUCCUCCAGUAGCAGUUUCAAAUUCCUCACCUUUCUCUCAUCCAAAUUCUGCUGCUACAUCUCCUUCAGUGCCACGGAGUCCAGGAAGGUCAGAAACUCCAGCAAGCCCCGGUUCACGGUGGAAAAAGGGAAAGUUGCUUGGUAGAGGCACAUUUGGGCACGUGUAUGUUGGCUUUAAUAGUGAAAGUGGGGAAAUGUGUGCAAUGAAGGAGGUUACGCUCUUUUCAGAUGAUGCUAAAUCAAGGGAAAGUGCAAAACAGUUGAUGCAGGAAAUUGCUCUAUUGAGUCGGCUACAGCACCCAAAUAUUGUGCAGUAUUAUGGUUCAGAAACAGUGGACGACAAACUCUAUAUCUACCUGGAGUAUGUAUCUGGUGGUUCAAUUUAUAAGCUUCUCCAAGAAUAUGGACAACUCGGUGAACUCGCAAUUCGCAGUUAUACUCAACAAAUAUUGUCAGGUCUUGCUUAUUUGCAUGCUACGAAUACUGUUCACAGGGAUAUAAAGGGAGCUAACAUACUAGUAGAUCCGAAUGGCCGUGUUAAAUUGGCAGAUUUUGGGAUGGCAAAGCAUAUAACUGGACAGUCAUGUCCACUUUCUUUUAAGGGAAGCCCGUAUUGGAUGGCCCCUGAGGUUAUAAAGAACUCAAACGGUUGCAAUCUUGCUGUUGAUGUAUGGAGCCUUGGAUGCACUGUCUUGGAAAUGGCCACAACAAAACCACCUUGGAGCCAAUAUGAAGGGGUUGCUGCUAUGUUUAAGAUAGGGAAUAGCAAGGAACUCCCAGCAAUUCCAGAUCACCUUUCUGAUGAUGGAAAGAAUUUUGUGAGGCAGUGUCUGCAACGAAAUCCACUACAUCGUCCUACAGCUGCUCAACUUCUAGAGCAUCCUUUUGUGAAGUUUGCUGCACCACUUGAAAGAUCGACUUUGGGGCCUGAUCCUUCAGAUCCACACAUUGGGGCUACAGUUCCAACGAAACCUAUGGGCAUUGGGCAGCAAAGAAACACUUCCUCUUUUGAAUCUGAUAGACUCGCAGUCCAUUCAUCUAGAAUAAUAAAACCUAGUCCUCAUGUUAGUGAUGUGCACAUUCCAAGAAACAUAUCAUGUCCAGUCUCACCCGUUGGAAGCCCUCUUCUACCUGCAAGGGCACCACAACAUUUCAACGGAAGAAUGUCGCCUUCGCCAAUUUCUAGCCCACGAACUGCUUCAGGCUCAUGCACUCCUUUAACAGGUGGUAGUGGUGCUAUCCCAUUUCAUCAGAUGAAGCAAUCAUUUUACCUGAAUGAGGGAGGUGGAAGCUUUCCAAAGCCCUCAAACAGUCACUACAUUGGUGGGUCCCCUUACCAUGACACGAACCCAGAAAUCUUUCGGGGGUUGCAGCUGGGAUCUCAGAUCUUUCCAGAACUAUCAUCCUCUGAUAAUGGUGUUGUGGGAAUGCCAUUUGGGAGGUCGCCUCCUAGGGAAUUACGUGAUGGACAGUCGAUAUUGGCAGAUCGCGUGUCUCAACAGCUCCUGAGGGAUCAUGUGAAGGCGAACCUGACCCUGGAUCUUGGUCCCAGAUCUCCAUUGCCUAGCCGGAUCAAUGGUGCUUGACUCAAUGUGUUUUUGCUGAAUCAUCCAAUAGUUCAUCUCACUUGCCUGGUUAAACAGGAUUAUCUGUGUUCAAUUGGUGAGAUACUGAGGGAGCUAUUUUUCGGAAUAAGGAUGCUAGGAGGUUUUAGAAUUCCUGGAAUAAGAGCUCAAGAGAUGUGUUACUAUCGAUUGUCCAAAUGCAAGCUGGGGUGAGCUAUUUGACAGAGUUGGCGCACGCAAGCUGGAAGGGUCAUUCCUCUUGGUGUAAAAAGUGGUACCGUACACUCUUUACUCUUUUGAAAGUAAGAGUAUGAAUAGAUGACGAUCAAUCAACAGGAGGCGCUUUUGGCUCAUGCGACAGGAUUUUGAAAACGGUCCAUCAUAUGAGAAUCUCUUGGGGGAACAGGUUUGGUAGGUCGCCAUGCUAAACUAACGAGAAGUUUCAGCUGGUAAAUCAUCCAGCUUUCGGACUAAUUUUUUGGGGGUCCACACUUAUGUACAGAUAAUGGUAAGCUCAGUCGAGGUUUUAGAAGUUGCUCGGGAAGCAGCUGCGGAUUUGUCGAGCCUGCAAAGUCUUGCUUAUUAUCAUUGGCAAAGCCAUUUCACUUGUAUGUAACACCAUAUAUCACUCUGUACCAUUUCUUGUAUGUACAAUAUGACCCCAGAUGAAUUAAGAGAUCAGAUUUCAUUCUGUUUGUUAAGAUAAA
Rhodamnia argentea is the source of this 3935-nucleotide messenger RNA. Its product is annotated as mitogen-activated protein kinase kinase kinase YODA. Gene Ontology annotation, biological process: protein phosphorylation. The transcript is spliced from 12 exons. The record is from RefSeq and is a predicted model, not a curated record. Bases 553 to 3249 code for a protein of 898 amino acids. Gene Ontology annotation, molecular function: ATP binding; protein kinase activity. Lineage: Eukaryota; Viridiplantae; Streptophyta; Magnoliopsida; Myrtales; Myrtaceae.